AUGACUCUUGAUCUGGAGAAGCAAGCUGCCCAAGUCGAGGAAAGCACCGCCAGCAGCACCUCUGAUAAGGAAGGCGUGAUCGUUGCCCGCGAGACCGCCACACCAUCUGCCCCGCAUGUCCCAGUCCCCAGCAAACUGCGAGCGUUGAAUAACAGAAUCGAAAAUCUUGCCGGUCUCGAAGCUCGUGGGAUCACGCGCGUACUGCCAGAAGAGCGACAUGGAAUCUCCCCAAUGCGAUACGCCCAGAUGGCUAUCAUCUGGUACAGUGCAAACAUCAGCGCCAACAACCUCGCGGUUGGACUGCUAGGACCUCUGCUGUUCAAUCUGGGUUUCGUGGACAGCGCCAUGAUGGCAGUUUGGGGGUGCCUUCUUGGGUCUGCCGUCACCGCUUAUAUGAGCACUUGGGGCGCGCAAAGUGGCAACAGAACCAUGAUUGUCGUCAGAUAUUUCAUGGGUUACUGGCCUGCGAAGCUCACCACUGUGCUGAACAUGAUAUUGAUGGUUGGAUACGCCGUCAUCUCCACCAUCAUCUCCGGCCAGAUUCUGUCCGCAGUCAGUGAUGGUAGUAUGAGCAUCGUCGUUGGGAUUGUCAUCACAGCCCUCAUCAGUUGGCUUGUCGCAGUCUUUGGAAUGUCAAUUUUCCAUACAUACGAGAGAUAUGCAUGGAUUCCUCAAACCAUCGUCCUCCUGAUUCUCUGUGGUGUCGCAGGGAAGAAUUUCAAUACCGGCAGCGUCUCCAUCAUACCCGAUGGUGCUCCCUCAGCCGCUAUAACAGCCGACCGCCUCUCCUUCUUCUCCCUGCAAUUGUCGGUCCCCCUCUCCUGGGCGGGCGCAGGCUCAGAUUUCUAUGUCUACUAUCCUGAAUCCACCUCCAAGCGCUUGACCUUUCUCAUGACUCUCACCGGUCUCUGGAUCUCCUUCAUCUUCGUCAAUCUUAUCGGCAUCGGCCUCGGCGCUGGGACCUUCACCAAUACUAAGUGGAACGAUGCCUAUGGUAUCUCCUCUGGCGCGUUGAUCCUAGAGGGUUUCGCACCUCUUCACGGUUUCGGUAAAUUCUGCGGCGUGGUCGUCGCUCUCGGCGUCAUUAGCAACAAUGUUCCUGGCACUUAUGCUGCAGCAUUGAAUUGCCAGGUACUUGGCCGCUUCGGCAAAAUGGUUCCCCGUUGGCUUUGGGUGUGCGUUAUCGUGCUCAUCUACUUCGUCUGCGCCAUUGCCGGGCGAGAUCAUUUGUUCGCCAUCUUCCAGAAUUUCCUUGCCCUAAUGGGAUACUGGCUUGUCAUUCUUGUGACGAUUGUCGUUGAGGAAACACUCAUCUUCCGUCGUAGCAGAGGGUUUGACUGGACGAAAUGGGAAGAUCAGAAAUACCUUCCUGUCGGUGCUGCUGCAUUGCUCUCAUUCCUCAUCGGUUGGGCGGGUGCCAUCAUUGGGAUGUACCAGGUCUGGUAUGUCGGGCCUGUAGCUCAGCAGGCUGGAGACGGGUAUGGAGCGGAUAUUGGCAUUUGGUUGGCCCUCGGAUUCACGCUUGUUGUGUUUCCUCCGUUGAGGUUUCUUGAAUUGAAGACUAUUGGGAGGUAA
Bacidia gigantensis is the source of this 1575-nucleotide messenger RNA. RefSeq lists its product as uncharacterized. Gene Ontology annotation, biological process: transmembrane transport. The record is from RefSeq and is a predicted model, not a curated record. The coding region runs from base 1 to 1575 and encodes 524 amino acids. The transcript has 3 exons. NCBI's taxonomy places the organism in Eukaryota, Fungi, Ascomycota, Lecanoromycetes, Lecanorales, Ramalinaceae. Gene Ontology annotation, cellular component: fungal-type vacuole membrane; plasma membrane. Gene Ontology annotation, molecular function: transmembrane transporter activity.